CAGGAAAUUGAACAAUCCAGGAUGUUUCCUGGUUUUAGGGCGGACCCGGAUGCAACAGAUUAAAAGUUGCUGUGGCUAACAGGAGGGUCCGGUCCAGAUUGGAAGUCAAAGCUCAAAUCCGAAAUGUCUCCGAUAGAAAACCUAACCCUCACAUGUGACAGAGAAGGCGCCUUUUCAGAGGGAGAUAUAAUUGCAGGCAUGGUGUCCUUUAAUUUAAAAAAAGACACCAAAGUUAAGCGCGUUUUCGUGAAAGCUAAAGGGGACGCUCACGUUCACUGGACGGAAGGAAGCGGAGAUGAUGAGAAGUCGUACAGCGCACACAGGAGGUACUUUAAAGAGAAGGUGUUCCUGGUGGCAGAAAGCGAAAACGGCAAUGUACUUCCCAAAGGGAUCAAUCAGUUUAAGUUCAGUCUGACAAUCCCACAGGGAAGUAUGCCGUCAUCCUUUAAGGGGGUUCACGGACGUAUUGUCUACAUGCUUCAAGCGAAGAUAUCAAGAAAAUGGCGAUGGACAUCCACAGUGACAAAAGAGAUUGAUUUUUUUUCCAAAUCCAUUCGAAACAUUAAUCGAACAGUGACUCCUCAGUCUGGAUUGGUUAAUAAAAAGGUGGGGGUUUUCUCGAAAGGAGAUGUCCAUUUGUCUGCUUCUGUUAACAGAGAUGUGUGUUCUCCAGGUGGCACUAUAUCUGCUUUUGCCAAAAUCUGCAACUCCUCUUCCAAAUCAAUGAAGCCCAAGUUCAGUGUGGUCCAGAGAACAGUGUACCGUGCUGAAGGGUCCACCAAUACCAGCAGUAACGUCCUAUUCAAAAGUGUUGGGGACACCAUUGGACCAAACUCUGAAGCUACAGCCACCUGUAAUAUUGAGAUUCCUACUUCUGUCAUCUACAGUAUUGAUAACUGUGAUAUUAUCUCAGUGGAUCAUCUCGUCAAGGUCUAUUUAGACAUUAGUUUCCGUUUUGAUCCAGAGGUGGUGUUUCCUCUGCUCAUGGUUCCUCCUAAUUGGACUUUUCCUUGUGAGGAGGCGGGGCCUUAUCCAGCUGGUGCUUUUGGGGGCCAGAGCUACAGUGACUUCCCGGCUCCUCUCUACCCAAAUCCUUUCCCCACAGGCUCAGAUGCUUAUCAAUACUCAACACCGGAGAAAACUCAUCAAACAAACCUAGCAAGUGGCUCUGAGUGGCCACAAGAUGCCCCUCCAUAUGGGUUUUCA
Austrofundulus limnaeus is the source of this 1206-nucleotide messenger RNA. RefSeq names its product arrestin domain-containing protein 3. Gene Ontology annotation, cellular component: plasma membrane; cytoplasm. Gene Ontology annotation, biological process: protein transport. The record is from RefSeq and is a predicted model, not a curated record. Lineage: Eukaryota; Metazoa; Chordata; Actinopteri; Cyprinodontiformes; Rivulidae.